UCAAAUAACGUCCCCUGACUUCAUCCCAACGGCCCAAGACGGGAACAGGGACAGCAAUGAAAUAUUACGCAGCUUUAUGUAUAUUCAUAUCUUCUUUUGCAGUUGGAAAAUGUAUCGUAUGGGACACACAAGGCUAUGUGAUUUACUGUCCCUGCAUGGGGAGAUUUGGAAAUCAAGCUGAACAUUUCCUAGGAAGCUUAGGAUUUGCCAAACAAAUCAACAGAACAUUGAUACUUCCACCUUGGCGAUCUUAUGCUGCUGUAGUUGCAGCAAUGUCUGCCCCGAAUUUAACCGCCAAUAAUCAAGCUGAAAACAAUGAGGCCCGUCAAUAAAGACAAACCACCUCUGUGAAAGCCCCUUGUUAAAUUGAUGUAUGUAUGAAUGCAAUCUCUGAUGAUUUCAAACUUUGGGUACAACAAUGGCAAAUUAUGAAGUCGCUACUGGCCUCAGUAAUUACCCUCCUGCUGUUAGAAAAGCCACGUUUUUGGCCUACAUACAUCAGAUGCCUUGAAAGUUUACAACACGUUCACAUUUGAAGAUGAUGAUUACACCAUUGAAGAUAUUACUGAACAAUAACCUUCAAAAUAUUGUAUUCUUUUGAUGAUUCCUUGAAGAUUUUCCAUAAAAUAUAGUUCCGAAUAUAGUAUACUUAUUUAUAUAUCAUAAGUGAAUUUUGUCAAACAUCUAAACGUGUGUAUAAUAAUGUAUUCUUUAUCAACACAAAAACAUAAACUCUGUUUGUUUAACACUAAAAGUACAUUAACUAAGAAAAUAGGAAACAUGGUUUGGUUAUAUCACAACAAAAAGACUUUUAUCUUUUGGAGAUCGAUCUUUUACCGUCCAGGCACCGAAAUUAUGGAAUUCUUUACCUUUUAAUAUAAGAUGCUGCACAAAUUUAAUCUCUUUUAAGUCACUUCUUAAACAUUUUUGUUUAAGAAAGCCUUUAACUUAUAAUUAUUUUAUAACCUAUUUGUGAUAUCAGAUUUUAUUCUACGCUACCGUGUUAUGUUUUACUUCUAUAGAUUUAUUUACUUUUCCUAUAUGUAUAUUUAUUUUUAUUACAUAUUUUUAUUGAAUUGUAUUGUACAGCGCAUCUGAACACGUUUUGUGGAAGAUAGCACUCUAUAAAUGUUAAUAAUAAUAAUAAUAAUAAAUGAAUAUGAAAUGUCUUGGAAUGAUUUACGUAUGUAUACUUAUGAGAAAUAAUCACAAUGAACUGAAUUUCGAUCAUCCUGUCAGCUUCAUAUUGAACUGUAGCCUAUUUUUUUUAUUAAUUAAUGAGUGAGUUGAAUUCUGACAAAAUUCAAGUUCAUGUAAUUUCUGUGAACUAUAUUCAUUUUAUUAAUUAGUGAGUGAGUUGAAUUCUGAUAACAAUCAAUUUAAGUGAACUAUAUUAAUAAUGACUGGGCCCUGCCUCAUUAACGCUUUUAAUCCGUUUUUAACCCAUCAAAGAGUGCCUCGGUCGACUUUCCAAAUUCUGGUGAGUCGGCGAUAUGGGAAGACCCCGUCCUGGCUUGUGUCGAGUGGACGUUAAACUCUCUCUCUCCAAUUAAAACAGCACGCUCGAUACCGAUCAUUCACAAAUUGGCACAAGAUCGUCUUCAUUACCCCGGUUGGUACAGAAAAGUAGGACUUUAAACCCAAAUACAUUUCAUUCCAACCACCGUUUACUAGGUUAUCUUUCUUUUAUGAAUUGCCAACGGUGUGUAAAGCUGACUAAUUACACAUCGGUUAAACGACACACUCACGGAGUAGAAAUUAUCUUAAAUCUUAAAUAGUUGUUCUAUUACAACACAACAAUUAAGCUGAGAUUAUGUUAAUUAAAGUAGCGUGAAUGUAUAUUGAACAGUUUUGCCUACAGACCAGUCCCGUGGAUAAUUUGUAAAUAUGUUGUAUAUGUUUUAUUUUUCUAUUAUGUCUUUGUUUAUGUUUUUUCUUUUUCAUUGAUGAAUGUAAUUAUCCACCAACCCAACAGUUACCAAUGUCCAAAUACUCUCAAUUUGUGUACUAUUCGAACGCAAGGUAAUCGUCGAUUCGCCAUAUCUCCUCCACCAAAUUAUUUUCAAUAUAUUUAUAAUUAGUAAUACUUUUGGAAGACUGGUGGCGACGGUUUAUUCCCACGGUUCAUUCCCAUAUCGCCGACUCGCCGAGUUUUAGGGGGAAAAUUUGGGUCGGUGUUAAGGGGUUGAGUGGCCAAGAACAAUAGACCCAAGCUGAAAGAUAAAACUAAUUUUAAUUAGUUUAAAGCAGAUAAUUUUGGGAGAAUUUAUUUUUUUUUAAUUUUUAACAACCUUUAACACAUAACAUAACUUUUUGCACGCAUAAAGUGUCCAACAUAGUCUAAAAAUUCUAACAAAUUCAUUCUUUCUUUUUCAUAUCUAUGUUUCGAAUCUUUCUGUUGAUAUCAGUGUAUUUAUUUGGUUGUCGCUGGUCACUUGAAUACUGCAAUAACUGAAUUUCAAUCGUCUUUUGCUCUUCUUGCAAAAAUGUCAUUACUUCAAAAAUAUUAGAAUAAGCUUUUGCGAUCCCUCUUAAGAGUUGUUGGUUCAUCGCGUGGUUUGGUUGUGGUUCCAUUGUAUCUGUGUAAAUUGGCCUUCUAACCAUUGCGUAACCAUAUAGUCGGCCAGUUGUCUAUAUUUCUCAUUUCUCAUUAAUUUGGGAAAUUUCGUAUUCCUGGCUCUAUAUACAGUACUCUUCUUGGAGUAAAAGGUUGGCAUGAUGGCGAUGGUGGCUAUAUUAUCUUCUGUCCAUUCACCAUUCCGUUUACCGUGUAUUUCUUCUUGAUAAAGCUGCGUAAUCGGAGUUGUCGUAGACUGGACCUUUUCCUUUAAGGGUUGCAUCAUUACGGUAAUCUAUAAAAUAAGAUUUAUUUUUUAAUAAUAAUGUAUAAAUAGUAGAAUAUAAAAUUAGAAGCUUACAGGUGAAAUUACAAGAAAUUGAGAAUUGAAGUGCAAUUUUAAAGAUGGUAGAUGCUGUAGCCCUACAUUCCUUGCUUUUUUCACAGCACUGCCAUAUCACUAAGUCGUUAUUCUUUCUCUUAUUCAGUCUAUACUUAAAAUCAGCAACACAUAUAUGUAUCUGCCACCUUUUGCUGUAGGAAUAAACUUAGUCUGUAACUGUGCAUUAGCCAUCGUAGAAAGAAAUGAAUAUGAAAUGUCUUGUUGUUUAUUAAAGAUUUAACUUCCAAUACAAUGAAUAUGAUAUUAUGGACAUAUUGAUUUAAUUAAAUUAUUUACACUUGAAAAUUGUUAAGAAAUGUCUUGGAAUGAUUUACGUAUUUAUACUUAUUAUGAGAAAUAAUCACAAUAAACUGAAUUUCGAUCACCUGUCCGCUUUAUGUAGCCUAUUUUUUUAUUUAUUAAUGAGUGAGUUGAAUUAUGACAAAAUUCAAGUCCAUGUAAUAUAAGUGAACUAUAUUCAUUUUAUUAAUUAUAGAGAGAGUUGAAUUCUGAUAAAAAUCAAAAUUUAAGUGAACUGUAUUAAUAAUGACUGGUCCCUGCCUCAUUAACGCUUUUAAUCCGUUUUUAACCCAUGAAAGAGUGCCGCAGUCGACUUUCCAAAUUCUGGUGAGUCGGCGAUAUGGGAAGACCCCAUUCCGGUUCAUUCCCACGAAGGCGCAGUUUUUCACCGUAACGGAUUAAAGCAGGUCGUUUUCGAGGUUUAACCUCGCUUUCCCCACAUUUGAGUGUUUUGAUAAAGGAUCAGGAGGUUAGUAGACCGUGGGUGUAGGACUGGGGUGUUCUCAUCCAGCUCAAAAUAUUGAUUAAGGGGAUUAAGGGUUUACGGCUGGGGGAUUAUGGUCUGUAGCUGAAAUGUCUUCACCUAAUUAGAUAUGGAUUAACCGUUUAAUAAGUGUCAUGUGAACUGUGUUUAAUAAGUGUCCUGUGAACUGUGUUUAAUGAGUGAUUUUUUACAAAGUAAUGAAUCAAUUUGGUUCAAUUAAAACCUAGAAGAGAGACUUCAAGCAUUGAAAGAUCAGUUCCGAAAUGGUCAAAGAGACAUCAUGCUUUAUGUAGAUGCGGUAUCUCAUCUUGUCCAUUUAGAGUAAAAAGUAUGAAAUGUUUACUUGUCCAUAUGAAAUAUAUAUUUUUAAUGUUGAUGCUCAUUUCAUAGUGCUAUUUAGUUAUUUAUUUUUUAUAUUAAGUUUUUCCAUUUACAUUAAAAGUAUUAAAAUAAACAUGUUUUACUAUAAUAAAUGUUGAAUAAAACAUUAUCAAGUGAUUUUGUUUUACUAUUAGGUUUAACCUAAUGAAAUAACAGUGCCCAAUGUGAAACAGACUACAGCUAAUCCUUCUUUAGAAAUUCCAAUUAACACCUUAGUCACGCUAACAUGAUUAUUUAAGUUUUGAGCUGGGUGAGAAUGAACCGUAGGACUAUAGUCUGUUUUAAUUAAUUAGUAUGACUGGUGUAAAUUUCUCACUCUAAUUAAUAUUACUGGUGAACACUUCCCACUAUCAGUAGAUUGGGCAAAUUAGUGAAAUCAGUUUACUAAUAAAUUUACAUUGUGAGCUGUUUUGAUGUAAUAAUUAAUUUGAAAUAAAACCAAUAAACUACUGAUAUUUAAUCACAGCUUGUCAGUUGAUAUAUAUAGCUCAUCUGAAUCACAUGGCUAUUCCAAAAUGGCGAACGCUCUGGUUAACGUUGAGAGACAGAGGCUAGACGUGUUUUUGUUAGAGGUCUACUAAAGUAAAGAUAUAUAUAGUGUUUUCAAAUAUAUCAUCUGAAACAAUGUAUAGAGUUUUACAUAUGAACUAAAAUGUGAUAAAUAUCAAAACGAAUCUGGCGUCCUGUGAAGGAUCGAUAGAGGAUAAUUGAAGUUUGUGUUGCUUACAAUAACCGAGAGCUGAAGAGCCAAUAUGGCGGCCAAGAAGAACAAUAGUGAUAACUUGGUCGUGACUCUUCUCUAAACUGUACUAUAGUGUAUAUUUGCGUCGUAUAUAAAAGUGAAAUAAAAAAAAAAAAAAAAAAAAAAAAAAUUAUAAACAAAACUAUAUAAACAAAAGCCAUGCAAAAUAUAAGGGCUACAAAAACAACUGUGGGACCUGAAGGUGUUAGUGUGACAAAUGAACUCAAUAGAGAGAAUACAAUACUUAUAUCUCCAGUAUGUGGUGAGACAAAAUUGUCAUCAGUUGAACUUGUAACAUUUAUCCUAGCCCAUGAUAAUUUUGAUAUAAAAUAUAUUAAAUGUCUUCAGAAUAUAGGAAAUGGGAAUUUCUAUCUGACAGUUGACUCUCAACAAUCUAAAGAUAUCUUUGUUGGACUCUUUGAAUCAUUUACCAUCAAUGAUCUGGAAUAUGAGUCGAAAGGCACCAUCAAAGCUAUCUGGGAAUACCCAGUAGACUCUAUCCCGAUAGUUAUCUAUAAUCUAUUCUAUGAAAUAGAUAAUAAGGACAUUGCACGAAAAAUAUCAAACUAUGCCGAUGUCAUCAGAUGUGAGAGGCCAUGCUACAAAAAUUUUCCAACAAUAGAAAGUGGGGUGAGAAUCAUUCAUGUCAAACGCGUGUUCAAGCCUAUCCCAUCCCAUAUUUUCAUAAAAGGCCUGCGAGUAGGCGUUAAAUACGAAGGGCAGAUCAGAUAUAAUAAGACUUGUUUCAACUGCGGAGAACAGGGUCACCUAGGAAGGGAUUGUCCCUUGCCUGACAAACGUACAAAUAAAUCUAACUUCUCACCCAUCCCAGAGGAUUUUCCACCCCUGCAAUCCUCUCCAUCUACAGAGCUACCUAUAACUCCUGAUCCAUACAGAAAUAUAGAUGAGCUACCUAUAACUCCCAAAAUGGAUCUAAAUCUGAAAUACUCUCCUCAGGAGAAUUCUACAACAGAAAAUGAUGAAACAGAGUUGAAACAAACCCACUCUGACACAUUUGAUCCAAAUAAUGAUGUGAAUAAAGACGACCAUAAAAUUAUUGAUACAUUAAUGGAUUUUAAUAUAAACAAAAAUGAUGUUGCAGUCAAAGAAGCACAGGAAACUGAGUGUACCAGUGCAGACUAUGUUAAAAUCCAAGAUAGCAAAAAUACAAAGAAAAGGAAUAUCAGCAAUAAUGAAGAUGUAACGGAUAAAAAACUAAGAAUGAAAAGUCCAAUAGUUGAGGUCUUUAACAGACUGACUAGAAAAAACUGAUAUAAUAACUAAAAAGUGUUUUGGACUCAAUUGUGAAAUCAUAUUAACUGAAUAAGUUUAUAUAUAACAAUAC
Messenger RNA from Patella vulgata (common limpet), 6191 nucleotides. RefSeq lists its product as uncharacterized. NCBI's taxonomy places the organism in Eukaryota, Metazoa, Mollusca, Gastropoda, Patellidae. Gene Ontology annotation, molecular function: zinc ion binding; nucleic acid binding. The coding region runs from base 5006 to 6118 and encodes 370 amino acids. The record is from RefSeq and is a predicted model, not a curated record. The transcript has 3 exons.